Messenger RNA from Erythranthe guttata (spotted monkey flower), 705 nucleotides. Lineage: Eukaryota; Viridiplantae; Streptophyta; Magnoliopsida; Lamiales; Phrymaceae. The record is from RefSeq and is a predicted model, not a curated record.
AUGACGAUCGAGCCGGUUUCUUUCCGGUCUUGGUUUGACCGUUUGAACAAGACUACCUCUCGAGAAGCGGUUUGCCUUGCUAUGGUUAUCUGCUGGUCUGCGUGGGAUUCGAGAAAUCGAGAAGCACAUGGAGAUACGUGUCUUCGAGGACGGGAUCUGCGGAAUUGGAGUGAAGAUUACCUCUCCACAUUCAGGUCGGCAUGUUUUGAACCCUCUAUCGCAAAGAACCCAGCUUCACAGGUACAUUGGACGCCGCCGCCGGAAGGAGUUGUGAAAGUUAACUUCGACGCUGCUUUUCCACCAUCUCAGUCGUAUUACAAGGUGGCCACGGUGGCCCGAAAUUCCGAGGGCACUACAAUUUGGUGGAGCGUCGCCUCUUUGCCCGGACGGGUUCAACCAGUUGAAGGAGAGGCCCAUGCCGCUCUUACAACAAUUCAAGGUGCUCGUGCACGGGGCUGGCCGUCAGUUAUUAUCGAAGGGGACUGCCGUCAGCUCAUCAUAGCACUCCAAGAUAAAAAUUCUUUUUUGUGUUCCUUUGGUGCUUAUUUAGAAGACAUUAGUAAUCUUACAUUAUCUUUCCUAUCUUGUCGUUUUUCUUUCGUUCCUCGUUCCUGUAAUAAGCUAGCUCAUGGAAUCGCUUCAUCCAUGGAACUGGCCACUACUGAGGGUCUCUCCCUUCCUUCUCAUUUGGCUAUGUUAGCCUAA